AUGGACUGCAGUGUUGAAAAUAUACCCAUGCCCGAGGGACCAACGCCUCCGACGCAGCUCGAUUCUGAUGCAGGUCUGAAGAAUCUGGACGACCAGUUGCCUGAAGCGUGGCGUAAAGCGCAACGGGCACUGGAGCGCAUUCAGCCUCAUAUCGAUACGGUAGCUGCUGGUUCCGACACAGUUUCACAGAACAUAUAUGCAAAUUCUGCGCAGUCGCUCUUCCAGGCAUAUUCAUGGAUGUGA
This is a messenger RNA of Soboliphyme baturini, 243 nucleotides long. The record is from the annotation of a GenBank genome assembly. NCBI's taxonomy places the organism in Eukaryota, Metazoa, Nematoda, Enoplea, Dioctophymatida, Soboliphymatidae.